CAAUUUCUUCUCUCCUUUGAGAAGCCAGAAGGAGAAAAUAGUGUGAACGAGAUAAGAGGAAUCAAAUUUUGGGGGUAGUGGGCGAAGAUAGUUUGAUAAAUUGACGUUUGUCAAAGGGCAUGAAUAGAGCAAUAAAGCAAUAGAUAAGGACAUGAAAUUUAUGAGUAGCGGAAUUAGUCAAGACAUGACCAUAAAAAGCAUUCUAUCUUAACAAUUUUAAACGAUCGUGAUGAAAACGGAUAAUUGUCAUGAAAAAUUAAUGAUAGUUUAAAAAACGCGUGACGGACGCAACAGUAAAAUUAAUUGUAAUGAUAAAAUUUUUUGGAUUCUUCUUCGCUCUGUUGACUGAAAUAUCGCAGUAUAGUUGUCACUGUGGUUCUAGUUUUAUUUACUUUAACUCGUUUCUUGCUUCUGUAUCUAUAGAGCCAUGCAGUCAUACUUCAAGUGGUCUGAUUGGAUAAUUGGAUUUUUAUGUCUUUUAAGGUUUUGUGAUAGCUUAAAUAAUGGCUUAGCACUAACACCACCAAUGGGAUGGAUGAGCUGGCAGCGGUAUCGUUGUAACGUGGAUUGUUAUAAUUAUCCUAACGAUUGCUUAAGUGAAAUGUUAAUAAAACGCAUAGCAGAUCUUAUGGUUUCGGAAGGGUAUAAAGAUGCUGGUUACGAAUAUCUGAUAAUAGAUGAUUGCUGGCUUAAUAAGACUAGAGGAAGAAAUGGUGAAUUGUUGGAGGAUGCUGAAAGAUUCCCGAGUGGCAUGAAAAAUUUAAGCAAUUAUAUUCAUGGAAAAGGUUUGAAAUUUGGAAUUUAUCAAGAUUUUGGUAAUUUUACGUGUGCAGGAUAUCCAGGUUUAUUUGGACAUUUGGAACAGGAUGCUCAAACAUUCGCCGACUGGGACGUAGACUAUAUAAAAGUAGAUACCUGUUACUCAUACGAUAAUUUGGAAGAAUUAGAAGACGGUUAUUCUAAUUUUGGCCAAAUGCUGAACAAAACUGGACGUCAAAUGGUAUAUUCCUGUAGCUGGCCAGCUUAUUUUGAAUUGAGUAGCAAUAAAAAGCCAAAUUACGACAUUCUUAAACAAGUGUGUAAUCUAUGGCGAAAUUAUGGAGAUAUAGAAGAUGACUGGUCAGAUGUUCUCGAUAUCCUUGAUUGGUUUGCAGCAAAUCAGGAACGAUUUGCGUCCUAUGCUGGACCCGGUCAGUGGAAUGAUCCAGAUAUGUUAUUGCUUGGUAAUUAUGGUCUGAGCUAUGAACAGAGUAAAUCACAAAUGGUUUUAUGGGCUAUUUUAGCAGCUCCCUUGCUAAUGUCAGCUGAUUUAGCAGAAAUAAGACCUGAAAUAAAGGAUAUUCUGCAAAAUAAAGAUAUUAUCGAGAUUAAUCAAGAUGCUCUUGGAAUUCAGGGAACACUUAUAUUAACAAAAGUUAAUAUAAAUGUUUGGAUGAAGCCAAUACAGCCAGUAGUUGAUGAUUCACAAUCUUACGCAGUGGCAUUUUUAGGUCGAAUGAAGGGCGGAUACCCAUACAGACUUGUUAUUAGUUUGAAUGAAUUACAGAUUAAUAGUAGCGAAUCAUACAUGGUUACCAAUAUACUAGAUCCAUAUAAGGAAGGAAAUGUCGUAUUAAGCAAAGACGAAUUUGUAUCGGUUACAGUAAAACCAUCAGGAGUCGUGCUUUUAAAAUUUGUUCCUGUAGAAGAAAAUAAAAAUUUACUUUAUUCUAAACGUAUAGAUGAGGACUUUUUAAUUCCUGACUUUCAAUAAUCGUACCUAUUUGUCCUAUGUUACGGUUGUUGUUAUGCCUAAUUACAAAUAAAAUAUUUUUUUUUUGAUGUGUUAACUAACUGUACCAUACUAGAUGUUUACCAAUAUAAAUACCUUUUUAUAAACAAUAAUUAAGUAAACGUUUAUUAC
This is a messenger RNA of Agrilus planipennis (emerald ash borer), 1903 nucleotides long. RefSeq names its product alpha-N-acetylgalactosaminidase. Gene Ontology annotation, cellular component: cytoplasm. NCBI's taxonomy places the organism in Eukaryota, Metazoa, Arthropoda, Insecta, Coleoptera, Buprestidae. The transcript is spliced from 10 exons. The record is from RefSeq and is a predicted model, not a curated record. Gene Ontology annotation, molecular function: alpha-galactosidase activity. The coding region runs from base 428 to 1753 and encodes 441 amino acids. Gene Ontology annotation, biological process: oligosaccharide metabolic process; glycoside catabolic process; glycosylceramide catabolic process.